Messenger RNA from Cucumis sativus (cucumber), 1861 nucleotides. It is a transcript of the gene WRKY19, whose product is annotated as WRKY transcription factor. The record is from RefSeq and is a predicted model, not a curated record. The coding region runs from base 108 to 1628 and encodes 506 amino acids. The transcript is spliced from 5 exons. Gene Ontology annotation, molecular function: sequence-specific DNA binding; DNA-binding transcription factor activity. Gene Ontology annotation, biological process: regulation of DNA-templated transcription. Lineage: Eukaryota; Viridiplantae; Streptophyta; Magnoliopsida; Cucurbitales; Cucurbitaceae.
AAACACAAAUAAAGAGAAAAGAGAGAGAGAGAGAGAGAGAGUUUUUGAUAUGAUUAAAAUCUUUCCAUAAUCUCAACAGUGAAAAAGAGAGAAAGAAGAAAAUUCUUAUGGAGAUUGAUCUAUCACUCAAAAUAGAUCAUCACAAGGAAGAGCAUCAUCAUCAUCAUUUGAUCAAACACCAAAAGAAUGAUCAACAACAACGUCAAGAUGAUCAUGAUCGUGAAGAAGAAGGAGAAGGAGAAGGAGAGGAAGAAGAAGAAGAAGAAGAAGAAGAAGAAGAAGAAAUUGAUAUUGAUCAUCACGUUGUUCCUUCGACUACUUCUGGCUUAAAAGUGUUUUUGCCACAUAACAAUACUAAUGUAGGAGAGAUUUCAGAGUUACAAAUGGAAAUGGAUCGAAUCAAAGAAGAGAAUAAGGCGUUGAGAAAAGCUGUGGAACAGACAAUGAAAGAUUAUUAUGAUCUUGAAAUGAAAAUUGGUUUCUUUCAACAAAACAAUAACCUCAACAACAAGCUGGAGUGUGAUCAUAACUUCCUAUCAUUCCAUGGAAAUGAGAACAAAAGGCACGAAGAACUAACAAAACACGACCUCGAACUCGGAGAAAUGGCAAAGAAGAAGAGACGAGUUGGGUCGGCAUCGAAGGAAGACGAAAUGAGGGAGAGUGAACUGGGGUUAUCAUUAGGGCUCCAUACAAAAAACAGUAAUGAUGAUUUGGAACAAGAAGAUAAUGAUAGGGAAUUAUUAAUAGAAGAAGAAAGAAGAGAAAUUAAGAACAAGGAAAAUUCAAUAAUAAUGUCAAAUUUCAAUUCAAUCCAAAACAAACCACAAAGGCCUGAAUUGCAAGCAAUGGCACCCCCACAAAACAGAAAAGCUAGGGUUUCUGUAAGAGCAAGAUGUGAAUCUGCUACUAUGAAUGAUGGUUGCCAAUGGAGAAAAUAUGGUCAAAAAAUUGCAAAGGGAAAUCCAUGCCCUCGAGCAUAUUAUCGUUGCACUGUUGCACCGGGUUGCCCAGUUAGAAAACAGGUACAAAGAUGCUUAGAAGACAUGUCAAUUCUAAUAACAACAUACGAAGGAACACAUAAUCAUCCUCUCCCUGUUGGAGCAACAGCCAUGGCUUCCACAGCUUCAGCAGCUUCUGCUUCCUUUAUGCUCUUAGACUCAUCUAAUACUAAUAAUACCAAUCUUUCUAAUUCUCUUCAUCUAAACCCUAAUAUUCUUAACUCUUCUUCUCCUUCUUUCCUCCAAACUCAAAACCCUACUAACCAUCUUUUCACCCCAUUAUUCCCCACCUCCUCAACCUCCCACUUCCCCCAUUCCUUUUACCAUUCCAACUUUCAACCUAAUCAUCUUGUUGGUCCUCUCGACCGUCGCACGUGGAAACCGACCGAUGAUAAUAAGCCACCACCGUUCACGCCCGAUGCCGUGUCUGCCAUUGCUUCUGACCCUAAGUUUCGAGUUGCCGUUGCGGCCGCUAUUUCUUCGCUCAUUAACAAAGAGAAUGAACACAUGACGACAUCGAUGACGGGAGAGACGGUCACAGAUGGUAAAGGCGGUGGUGGCAGCGAUAGUGAUAGUGGAAACAAGAAAUGGGUUGUUGAAUCCCUCUCCUCAAAAUCAAAUGGUAAUUGAGAUGUUUUUAACCGGUGAAGAUUUGCCAUUUUUUGAGGGAGAUUCAAGUUAGGGUUCAUGUUUAUGAAAUGGUUAAGAUUUUAAUUUUCUUUUCUUUCUACUCUCUGUUACGUUUGAUCCAAAUUUGUAUUUAUACUUGUAGUCUCUUUCUUUCCAUGAUUUGAUUUUCUGAUAAGAAUUUUGUAAGAAUUCACACAAAGAAAGAAUAAAUAUUAUUUUGGUAAUUUGUGUUA